UUAAUGAACGUUAACGUGCAGAGUGACGGGUGGCAAGCGAUUGUCGUGCUUGCUUCGCGAUAGAAUUUAUUUUUAACUUUUAACAUACGUGGUUUUAAACAUCUUGUAGUUAAAACUGGCUGGUCGUAUAAUUUAGCCAAAUAAAUUUCAACAAAACAUCGUCGUAUUCAGCAUAUAAUACAAUGUCGUCCAGAAAGACCGCAGGCCGUCGUGGCACCAACAAGAAGCGCGCCCAGCGUGCCACAUCAAAUGUAUUUGCUAUGUUUGAUCAGGCACAGAUCGCAGAAUUCAAAGAGGCAUUCAACAUGAUUGAUCAAAAUCGUGAUGGUUUUGUUGAUAAAGAUGACUUGCAUGAUAUGUUGGCAUCACUUGGCAAAAAUCCAACAGAGGACUAUCUAGAAAAUAUGAUGAAUGAAGCUCCGGGACCUAUAAAUUUCACCAUGUUCCUUACAUUGUUUGGUGAACGUCUCCAAGGCACUGACCCAGAGGAUGUCAUUAAAAAUGCAUUCGGAUGUUUUGAUGAAGAAAACAAUGGUGUUAUUGCCGAGGAGAGGCUUCGUGAGUUGCUAACUACAAUGGGUGAUCGGUUCACUGAUGAUGAUGUUGAUGAAAUGCUCCGAGAGGCACCCAUUCGUGAUGGAUUGUUUGAUUACGUCGAAUUUACGCGUAUCCUGAAGCAUGGUGCUAAGGACAAGGAUGAACAGUAAGCAUGUUACAAAUAUAAAAUAUCAACCCCAUAUAAAGUACUACCCAAUUUUAUCUUUAUUUUCUAAGUCUAUGGAUGAGUUUUUUUUUUGUAUUAUGAGUACUGGCAACACAUUACAGUCAGAAAAACAUGUCAUUGAU
Molecule: messenger RNA, 846 nt
Organism: Papilio machaon (common yellow swallowtail)
Lineage: Eukaryota; Metazoa; Arthropoda; Insecta; Lepidoptera; Papilionidae
Gene: sqh
Product: myosin regulatory light chain sqh
Exons: 4
Coding region: 183-707 (174 amino acids)
Biological process (GO): locomotion; post-embryonic development
Cellular component (GO): cytoplasm; myosin II complex
Molecular function (GO): calcium ion binding; myosin heavy chain binding
Source: RefSeq, a predicted model, not a curated record